Messenger RNA from Emys orbicularis (European pond turtle), 634 nucleotides. RefSeq names its product centrin 2 (gene CETN2). Gene Ontology annotation, biological process: centriole replication; nucleotide-excision repair; mitotic cell cycle. The coding region runs from base 59 to 577 and encodes 172 amino acids. Gene Ontology annotation, cellular component: centriole; centrosome. NCBI's taxonomy places the organism in Eukaryota, Metazoa, Chordata, Testudines, Emydidae. The record is from RefSeq and is a predicted model, not a curated record. The transcript has 5 exons. Gene Ontology annotation, molecular function: calcium ion binding.
CCCGCCCCUUUUUUUCUGUUCGGAGCGGAGGCGCUGCUCCAGCGGCACCGGCUGCGGGAUGGCUUCCAGCUUCAAGAAAUCUACAUUAGGGGCAGUAGCCCAGAGGAAGAAGACAGGUCCUAAACUUGAACUAACUGAAGACCAGAAGCAGGAGAUCCGAGAGGCUUUUGAUCUGUUUGAUACCGAUGGCACUGGGAACAUAGAUGUUAAGGAGCUAAAGGUGGCCAUGAGAGCACUAGGGUUUGAACCCAAAAAAGAAGAGAUCAAGAAAAUGAUAUCAGACAUUGAUAAGGAAGGAACAGGAAAGAUCAGCUUCAAUGACUUUCUGGUGGUGAUGACUCAGAAGAUGGCUGAAAAAGAUUCCAAAGAGGAGAUUCUAAAAGCCUUCAAACUGUUUGAUGAUGAUGAAACUGGCAAAAUCUCUUUCAAAAACCUUAAACGUGUGGCCAAGGAACUUGGGGAAAAUCUCACAGAUGAGGAGCUACAGGAAAUGAUUGAUGAAGCAGAUCGAGAUGGAGAUGGGGAAGUGAAUGAGCAGGAAUUCCUGAGGAUCAUGAAGAAGACCAGUCUUUACUGAUAUGUUUGUUGUGGAUUUUCUUUUUAUACAGUUGGAAAUAUAUUUGGUAGGUGCAUG